This is a messenger RNA of Sphaerodactylus townsendi, 1351 nucleotides long. RefSeq names its product serine rich and transmembrane domain containing 1 (gene SERTM1). The record is from RefSeq and is a predicted model, not a curated record. The transcript has 2 exons. Lineage: Eukaryota; Metazoa; Chordata; Lepidosauria; Squamata; Sphaerodactylidae. Bases 370 to 693 code for a protein of 107 amino acids. Gene Ontology annotation, cellular component: intracellular membrane-bounded organelle.
GGGCGGUUAGUGAUUGGCCAGGGGCGGCCGCUCCCCUUCCCGGGAAGGGAGGAUGGCUCGGCCACGCCCUUUGGGCUAUUGGCAGCUGCCGGCUGUGGAGCGUGUAGCAUCUCCGGCGACGCUCGGGGAAGAGAUCAGAUCUGAAUGUGACCGGCUCGUCCCUUCCGAUGUGGCUUUUCCCGGAGGAAGCGGGACAUUCCCUCGGAUCAGCACCAAAAGAAAAUCCAAUGCAGGCUAAUCGUAACUGAAGAACAGAAGGGUAAUAGUCUAUGAUCACAAGGUGACUCAGUAUGCCAACAGCUUUAUGGAAACUCACCUUUGCACAAUAGGUAUCUUUCAUUGACUUGAACGCACACAAAGUCAGCAAACAUGUCAGAACUCAACCCUACCUCUGGACUAUUAGCAGAUAUGGAAAAUGGGACUUUUCUGGAAUUGUAUCCCACAUCACUCUCAACAUCUAUGGAUUCAUCAUCAGGACACAUGUCUAAUGUCUAUGUCUACGUCUCAAUAUUCCUCAGUCUCUUGGCCUUCCUGCUGUUGCUAUUAAUCAUUGCUCUUCAGAGGCUGAAGAACAUCAUCUCUUCCAGCUCUUCCUAUCCAGAAUAUACCAGCGAUGCUGGAAGUUCCUUCACUAACUUAGAAGUUUGUAGUAUUUCUUCCCAGCGGUCUGUCUUUUCCAAUCUGUCUUCAUGAAAAUGCAAAGGAAUGUGCUGGAGGAUGGAACAGCUUCCUCUCACUUUGGGAUGGAAGUUAUAUGCAUGCGGUACUUGCCUCUGAAGACCACUAUUCAUCAAAAAAGACUUUUCAUUCUCACUUUGAUUUCCCUUUCAGUUGUUAGUCUCCAUCCCCCUCCCUGUUCAUGAAUGAUGCUUUUCAGCCCUGAGCACAGAAACUGACUUCACUCAUAGUCUCCUGUCUGUAAUAAUGUUGCAGCUUUGCAGAGGUUUUGCAGCCGAUUGGGAAGAUGAGGCAGGUAUUUAAGACUAAUCCAAGGAAAUAUCCCGCUUACCUGGAUUUGUCACUUGCAUUACAGUGAUGGCUUGUGGACUCAUUCAGCAUAACAACUUUUAAUCCAAUCCUCCCCCCACCUACCCACCCACACACACACCAAAUACCACCAAAUAAAUGUAAUAUGGAAGAGACUCCUUGGCUAAUUGAAAGCUAUUUGCCUGGACCUUAACAUUCUUACUGUGCCAUCGCUACAGAAUUUUCAGAAAACAAAGCUAACAAACAUUAGUUUUAAAUUACGCUGAUGAACAGUCCUUGUGUAUUUUCCUGUGUACUCUUUAACUGACUCAUUGUCUGACGUUUAUUUUAACCAAGCAACUACAAUAAAUGUGCUCACUAGUUC